AACAAUCCUCCCAAAAGAUGAACAAGGUUCAAGCGACGGAUUAGCCAACAUGGCGCCUCCAAAGUCGGCGAAGCGAAAAGCCGUUUCUUCUGCUUGUAUCCCUUGUCGCAAACGCAAGAGCAAGUGUGAUGGAGGUCUUCCUUCCUGUUCCACCUGUAUGGCGGUUUACCGAACAGACUGCAGCUACGACCAAGACACAGACCACCGACGCAAAGGCGCACUCCGAAAAGAUAUAGCAUCACUACAGAACAAAAACACCGCCCUCGAUGUCGUCAUCAAUUCUUUGUGUGCUCUGCCAGAACACGAGGCUACUGCAUUGUUCCAUAGCCUUCGCCGGGGAGAAAGACUCGAUUCCCUGGCUGAAGCCAUCAAUGCUGGAGAUACCGAGAAGCUGAGGAACCUCGACACUGAACUUUCUGGGCCCAAUGGAACUCCAGGAGCCACGUUCCACUCGCAAGCUCCUUCAACACGAAAUGAAUCGUCACGCAGUCCGACAGAUGGAAAGUGGAACGAUGCAGGAAGUCAGAGCGCAGCAGCAGAAGGGUCAUCCUCUUGGUUCCGCGUACCUCAAGACGCCGAGUUCGUGGACCAUCUGCUCAACCUUUAUUUCUCCUGGAGUCAUCCAUUCUUUUGCUUCUUCUCCAAGGAUCACUUCUUGCGGGACAUGUCCCGAGGUUCAACCAAGUACUGCAGUGCUAUGCUUGUCAACGCUGUGUGCGCAGUCGCUUGCCAAUACUCGGAUCGACCUGCAGCACGCGAGCGAGCAGGAGACUACUUCUUUAGCGAGGCACAAAGGCUUUCUGAAAACAUCGGCGCCUCGGAAUUGACGUCUGUCCAAGCUAUGGCGGUCAUGGCUGUUAGAGAAGGGUCUGCAGGCCGUGAUCACAUUAGCUAUCGCCUCUGUGGAAGAGCUGUACGUCUUGCUAUGGAGAUGGGCCUGCAUCUGGCAGACACUACCGCAGGAGAGCCAAACUUGCGUACCAGCGAGAUGGACAUUCGGAAACUGACCUUCUGGGGUGUCUUCAAUUGCGAGAUGAUCUGCUGUCUGGCAUUGGGCAGGGUAUCAUCGAUACCCAAAAACGCUAUUGAAAUUGAUAAACGUGGGUCACGAGCAUCAGGCCACUUUGGACGACGAGCGCUAACAUUUUUGCANGCUAUGAACUCGGAAAAACUGGAUGCGUUGUUCUGGCAACCGUACGAGGACGCCAACUUGCCAGUCAGUCCGAGCGCUGUGCAGCCUAUGAAAUGCCUGCUAUUCCACAGCAUCCAGAGUACGCUCUCUGAGAUGAUCAACGACAUCAACCUCAAUCUUUAUGCACCCAGAGAAAGAUUCACACCGCGUCGACUGGCGUCAGCAUAUCAUCAAUACCAAACGUGGUACAGUGAGCUGCCUGAGAUGUUCCAGCUUCAAAAUACAGCCAUGCCCCACGUUAUUGUGCUUCAUAUGUACUACCACCAAUGCNNCCUUUUCCGACCUUUCAUGAAGCUCGACCUUUCAGAUAUCGGACUCUUUCCGCGGGAGCUAGCGACCUACUGCGCCACCGAGAUUUCCAAGCUCAUGAAUGCGCUCCGCGGAAUGUAUGGGUUGAGGAGAACGUCGUUGGCCGUUAGCAACAUCCUCCUGUCGGCCAGCACAGUCCAUCUCAUGAACCUUCCCUCCCAAGGUGCAGCUGUGCAGCUCACCCAAGCCAUGCAGGACUUGGACACAAUGUCUGUGAACCACCGUUAUGCCUCGUGCUGCCUCGAGGUAAUUAACCGACUGGCGAACCAGUGGGGUAUCAGAUUGCCUGAGGCCACUGCCAACUUAGCACCCUUCCGAUCCCCAGUACCCGAUCAAGCCAUGCCGAACAUGUCCCUGUUCUUCACUCAAGCAACACUCAGCAAUGAGUCCAUGGAAUCACUCGUCGCACCAACUCAAAACCUAAGGCACGAUUCUGGUAGCAUGUUCGAGCCUUCCUUCGCUCCGCAUAACAUGCCAAUCCUGCCGACCAACAGUCAAUCAUCCUUGGGGGCAACAUCGCAACAUAGCAUGCACUCUACGCCAAUGAACACGACUCCGGUCCAGGCACAAACGAACAUGUGGUCAUCAUUCCCCUCUCAACAAAUGUCAACACCAAUGCAGUUACAACUACCUACGACGGACUAUCAGAUGAUGAACGUCGACUCUUCGGCCUCUUUUGGAUACCAGAACUAUCAGCAAUCCCAA
Messenger RNA from Aureobasidium musti, 2206 nucleotides. The record is from the annotation of a GenBank genome assembly. Lineage: Eukaryota; Fungi; Ascomycota; Dothideomycetes; Dothideales; Saccotheciaceae.